GUUUCAUUGUUGUUGUUGUUGUUAUCAGAUGUUUUGAUAUGAUAUCAGAAGAUCAGUUUUCGCCAUUGCUUUUUGUCAGCGAAAUGCGAAGUUAACACAAAAUGCAACAAUAAACAAGCUGCUUCCAAAAUGCAUUACACGAUGAAUGAUGCGGAUGUGGCCUUCUCGAGCUUCUACAGCACCGUUGGCAACCAGCAGCUGCAAUUACAGCAUGCGGAACUCUCGCUGUCCACACCUAUUCACUCGCUGGAUCACGACAAUUUCACCGGUUUAUUCGAUGACGACCAAGCGCUUCUCUCGCUUUCCUUGCCCACUACAACAACAACAGCAGCAGCUACAGUGUGCGCACCAUCAACACACAAAGGCGACAUUGAGACCCCCGCCUGCAUUCCCUUUGUGCAGAUUCACACGACGGAUUUACAACAACAAUCGGAGCAAUCGGGUCGCAGCUAUCGCAAUGGCUUUCGACGCAAGACCGCUGAAAUCAAAUCGGAGGCGGAGCUCAUUAAAUCCGAAUUAGCCGAAGCUGCAAAGGAACGCACCAAUGCCACACCCACACCGCCUACGGCCAAAAACAUAGCUGGCGAGUUGCACAAGUGUCCCAACUGCCCGUUUCUGAGCUUGUGUCAUGUGAAGGUACAAAAUCACAUCAGCAGCUGCUUUGGCCUCGAUGUGCAGCGACGUCUGCAGUGUCCAGGCUGUGCAAAUAUAUUCUAUAGCUUAGAUGUGCUGCAUUUGCAUCUUGGAGAGGACCAUGAACUGGAGCAGCAGGAGAUAGAGACGCUGCUGCAGGCGUUGAAGCUCACGGACAAAGCGAAGAAGACACAGCCGCCUGAAAAGAGUCGCAUCUACAUAAAGAACGUCGAUUGUUUGCGGGAACCGUUGCGUGAGCAAGUGGACAAUCAAUUAUCCGACUUUCUGCCGCUGUUGACAUCGCCGCCAGACAGCACCGCUGGCAAUAUUCUCGAUCUGUUAGACGAUGUAACCGAUGUGACGGCGGAGACAACGCCGCAGCCAAUGCAAAAACCUCCUGGCCAAAAAAUAUCCAUUAAAAGUGUCGAUGUGCUCAGAGAGCCUGCCCUGCUGCCCUUUGACUUUCAGCUCCCGAGCGCUGUGGAACAUCAGCAGCAACAGCAACAACAGUUGCCGCCGCUGUUGCUGCCCAGCAACAUGCUUGAUGUGGAGCCCGCGAAGCCGCGUCAGCCAAAGAUCUACAUACGCAACGUGGACAUUCUAAAGGAGCCCAUGUUGCUGCCGGGCAUGGGCUUCAGUGAUGUGCCCAGCUCAACAGUGGCCAGUCCGGCCGUUGAGAUAUUCCCUGCGGAAACGCUGCUAACGCCCACGGGUCCCAGUGGUCCGCUGCCGAGCUUUGAGCCCGCUCUGGCUCCACUGGCCAACAUGUGUAGUGAAGCCUUCAACUUUGAGUCGGUGUUAAGUGCUGCAGGCAGCGCGAGCAGCGGCGGCAUUGCCACCAACAAUUUCAGCGCACUCGACCUCGACUUUGGCGUAGACUUUGAGCACAGUGUGCCGCUGGUAACGGAGCCAACACCGCCACCAGCACCGCCUCCGCCACCGCCACCUUCGUUGCCUCCAGCCCCAAUGUCUGGCAAUGCGCAACUGGCCGAAUUGUCCACAAUUCCCCAAGACGAACUGUGCAACACACAGCUGGCCAACUACUUGCCCGUGAACAACACAGCUGCAACGGCAGCGACGUCCAAGCAAAAGAUCUUCAUCAAGAACGUGGACAUCCUGAAGGCGCCACAACGUGGCACGCUGCAUCUGCGCACUGUGGAUGAGCUGAAUCUGAUGAACCGCAACGAGGUGGAGCAUCUCAUUGUGCCGAAUCGUGAGCCGCUGCCCCUGGAGUUGCCACUGAAUGCGGCACCAGCUGGAGCUGGUGCAAUGCAACCAACGCUGCUGGACUUCCAUCAGCAGCCACAGGCCACGGCGCCAGCGGCCACAUUGAGCUACGACGAUAGCUACGACUUGGCUGAGGAUCUGGAGUGUUGGCCCUGGAUGGAAGAAGCUGGCGCAGCCAUGAGCAGCACAGUUGGCGUCGAGUCGGAGCAGGAGAGCACACAGCUCGAGUUGCCGCACAAUGCAGAGGACAUACUCAUCAAGGACUUUCCACAGUUGUAUGCGCCACAGACGCCAGAGGUGGUCACGGUGCCCCCGCUGGUUCCGGUGACAACGACGCCGGGCACAGCAGCCACUGCAACAGCUGCAACUGAUAAUCUGAGUGCGCUGCCCGUGCCGCCUUUGGUGCCGCUGGCAACUGAAGCGGCGACAGCUGUCACUGCUUCGGCACCGGGUCCAGCUCCAACUGCAGCUGCAGCUCCCAUUACUGCUGGCACUGAGAAGCCAGCACGCAUUUAUGUGGCCAACAAUCUGUUGCCCGCUGCCGUGGAGCCGCCGCUGGCUGGUGGCACCUCAGUUCGUGGUCGUCCCUAUGGCGCCAAGCAGGCUGGCGCCCAAGGCAAACGUCGUCCCGCCCAGGGUGCUGCACAGCCGCUCGAGGGCGGGAAGUGUACCGUGGAGGGUUGCAUGUUCCGCUUUAAGUCGCCAUCGACGCUGGAGUAUCAUGGACGGUGUCACAACGGAGCGCUGGGCUCGGCACAACCGAUGAUCUGUCCGGAGUGCCGAUCGACGCAGUUCAGCAACUGGAACUGUUUGCAUACACAUCUGUGGCGCACACACGAGAUCGACAUGGAGCUGUACUGCUGCCAAUUGUGCAGCUUCAAGACACCCAUCUAUUCGCGGCUGGUAAACACGCAUGCCAAGAUCCAUUCGGAGGAGCGUAACUACAAGUGCGAGCAGUGUGGCAAAGGGUUCAAGAACACCAAGCAGCUGAAGAAUCAUCGACGAUUGCAUCGCACCCAGGGUCUGGGCAUGGCCAAGCCAAACAAUAACACCUUGAGUGAAGAGCAGGCAGCGACGCCAACGCUGCAUCGUUGCGAGGAUUGUGGAGCUGCUUUUAAGCAUCGGAAGACUCUGCGCGAACAUCUCUGCAAGCAGCGCAAUGAGCAGCCACAGUGCAGCAGCUGUCAGCGUGUGUUCAGCUCCAAGAGCAGCCUCAAGUUGCACAUGCGCAGCCAUCAGGCGAACAAGCGCUUCAAGUGCGACAAGUGCGAGUACGAGGCAAAUGAUCACAACUCCUUUCGACGUCAUCUUGCCACACAUCGGGAGCCCAAGCGUUAUGCGUGUCCGCAUUGCGACUUCCGCGCUAUUCAGAGCACCGCCUAUCGGAUACAUCUGCAGAAACGGCAUCCGGAGCAGGAGCUCUCGAGCAUCAUCUACAAAUGCAAUGAAUGCAACUUUUCUAGCAUCAAUCGCGGCCUGUUGCUGGUCCAUCAGGCCAAACAUGACGCAAUUCCUCCAGUCGAAUCCUCAAAAAUCAAAGUGAAGAGCAACCUUCUGCUCGCACAUUCCAGAUCAAAUGCCAAGGAACAUAAUGAAGUGGCUUUUAUGCCACCGGACAACGCUCUGAAUACCUAGAAGUUCCGAUAUAUGCGCAUAUUACAAGUUUUAAGAUAUGGUUUUGUACAAAAAGAAAAAAAAAAAACAAGAAAAAGAAAACAGAAA
Drosophila albomicans is the source of this 3582-nucleotide messenger RNA. RefSeq lists its product as uncharacterized. Lineage: Eukaryota; Metazoa; Arthropoda; Insecta; Diptera; Drosophilidae. The record is from RefSeq and is a predicted model, not a curated record. Gene Ontology annotation, biological process: regulation of DNA-templated transcription. Bases 130 to 3495 code for a protein of 1121 amino acids. Gene Ontology annotation, molecular function: DNA-binding transcription factor activity, RNA polymerase II-specific; RNA polymerase II cis-regulatory region sequence-specific DNA binding. The transcript is spliced from 5 exons.